Molecule: messenger RNA, 11988 nt
Organism: Penicillium cataractarum
Lineage: Eukaryota; Fungi; Ascomycota; Eurotiomycetes; Eurotiales; Aspergillaceae
Product: Polyketide synthase-nonribosomal peptide synthetase
Exons: 7
Coding region: 1-11988 (3995 amino acids)
Biological process (GO): fatty acid biosynthetic process; secondary metabolite biosynthetic process
Molecular function (GO): fatty acid synthase activity; 3-oxoacyl-[acyl-carrier-protein] synthase activity; phosphopantetheine binding
Source: RefSeq, a predicted model, not a curated record
AUGUCCAGUCAUUGUGAGGCUCGACCCGAGCCUAUCGCCAUCGUGGGAAGUGCUUGCCGCUUCCCUGGUGAUGCGAUAUCUCCCGCGAAGCUCUGGGAACUACUCAAGGAACCUCGAGAUGUCCUCGCCGAGAUUCCCGAUAGCCGCUUUAACUCGAAAGCCUUCUACCAUCCUGAUGGUACCCAUCAUGGUACAACCAAUGUGCGCCAUUCCUAUGUCUUGUCCGAUGAUCAUCGGUUGUUCGACGCGCAGUUCUUUGGAACUAAGCCGAUUGAGGCCAACUCCAUCGAUCCUCAGCAACGGCUGCUACUAGAGACAGUAUACGAAUGCCUGGAAUCAGCGGGUAUCCCCAUGGAAAAGCUGCAAGGGUCCAAUACCGGCGUGUAUGUUGGACUCAUGACCAACGACUAUGCGGAUCUACUGGGGAGGGAUGCCCAGAACCUCCCAACAUACUUCGCGUCAGGGACGGCAAGAAGCAUCCUCUCCAAUCGUGUUUCUUAUUUCUUCGAUUGGCAUGGACCUUCCAUGACCAUCGACACAGCCUGUUCAUCCAGCCUUGUCGCCCUUCACCAGGCCGUGCUGAGUUUACGAAAUGGUGAAAGCAACGUGGCUGUGGCAGCAGGAACGAACCUUCUACUUGGACCGGAGCAGUAUAUUGCUGAGAGCAAGCUCAAGAUGCUUUCGCCGACCGGUCGCUCGCGGAUGUGGGACAAAGAUGCAGACGGAUACGCUCGAGGUGACGGCAUAGCUGCGAUUUUCCUGAAAACUUUGAGUGCCGCGCUGGCCGACGGUGAUCAGAUCGAGUGUAUUGUUCGCGAGACUGGUAUUAAUCAGGAUGGACGUACGAAAGGCAUUACCAUGCCCAAUCCUGUCGCACAGGCAGCCCUCAUUCAUGAAACCUAUGCCAGAGCUGGACUUGACUUGUCCAAACCCAGCGACAGACCCCAGUAUUUCGAGGCACAUGGCACAGGAACACCCGCUGGAGACCCAGUCGAAGCCCAAGCCAUCAGUACGGCAUUCUACGGCCCCAAAGCCAACUACCGUCGCACAGAUGCUGAUGAGGAACCGCUGUAUGUCGGAUCAAUCAAAACAGUUAUUGGACAUACCGAGGGUACGGCUGGACUAGCCGCAGUAUUGAAGGCUUCUUUGGCGCUACAGCAUGGCGUCAUUCCCCCAAAUCUUCUCUUGAAUGAACUCAAUCCAUCUGUACGACCGUUCUAUGAUGACCUCGAAAUUCUGAAUAGGGCGAGGGAAUGGCCGAACCUCCCAGCGGAGACUGCGCGUCGGGCCAGUGUCAAUAGCUUUGGUUUUGGUGGCGCCAAUGCGCACGCCAUCUUGGAAUCUUUCGAGCAGGGCGAUGUACAACUUGACCCUGCGGAUUUGUCUACUGCCAUUCUUACACCUUUCAACUUCUCUGCGAACUCUGAAAGAUCCCUCCUUGCAAGCCUCGAAGAGUAUUCUUCCUGUUUGAAAGCCCAUCCCCAUAUAGACCUUCGCAGUUUAUCAUGGACCCUGAACUGUCGCCGGUCUACACUACCCUUCAGACUUUCACUAGUUGGCUCCACCGCAAUCGAUCUUGCCGCCAACCUUGAAAAUGCCAUACUAUCGCCGUCGGAUAUUCUGCCACCUAGCCAAACGUCUAGUAUCAGGCAGCCGAAGGUGCUCGGUAUAUUUACAGGACAGGGUGCGCAAUGGGCUCAGAUGGGAGCGGAGCUGCUACUAAGCUCUCCUCUGGCCGCCAAUUGCAUUGCAGAGCUUGAUUUUGCUCUCCAGACGCUCCCUGAAGAAGACCGUCCUUCCUGGUCCCUGAAAGACGAAAUUCUGAAAGACACACAUUGCUCUCGCAUCGGAGAAGCUCUGUUUUCGCAGCCUCUCAGUACAGCUGUCCAGGUCAUGCUCGUUCAAUUGUUGCGCACCGCUGGCGUUGAAUUUAUCGCUGUUGUUGGCCACUCAUCCGGGGAGAUCGCUGCAGCGUAUGCGGCUGGUUACAUUUCCGCACGGGAUGCUAUUAGGACCGCCUACUACCGCGGAUGGUCUUUGCAGAAUGCCCGAGACUGUAACGGGGUCAAAGGUGCUAUGAUGGCCGUGGGUACCUCUCUCGAAGAUGCAAAGGAACUCUGUGAUAUGCCGUCACUAGAAGGUCGAAUUUGUGUCGCGGCGAGCAAUUCAUCAGCCAGUGUCACACUUUCUGGCGAUGCCAAUGCUAUCGAUGAAGCAAAGGACAUUUUCGAGGACGAGAAGAAGUUUGCCCGACUUCUCAAGGUUGAUAAAGCGUAUCACUCUCAUCAUAUGCUCCCCUGUGCUGCUCCCUACAUUGAUGCAAUGCAGAGAUGUGCAAUUACCAUCCAACCUCGUUCUGACAACAAAACUGCCUGGAUUUCUAGUGUCUACAGCAAGGACAUCAAUGAUGUCAAUGACAGUCUUGCAGAUACUUAUUGGAGCAACAAUAUGAUCAAUCCUGUCAUGUUCUCGCAAGCCAUCAGCCACGCUGUCGCUGCCUUCGGUCCCUUUGACAUGGCCGUCGAGGUUGGUCCUCACCCUGCGUUGAAGGGACCGGCAUUGCAAACGAUCCAAGAAAUCUCCGGAAUGUCUCUACCAUAUACAGGUACUUUGUCUCGCUGUAAAAGUGACAAAAAGUCAUUUGCAUCUUCCCUUGGCGCGUUGUGGGCUCACCUUGGGGAGCAUGCUGUUGAUUUUGCAGGAUUUGACAGAAGGGCAACAGGGGAUGACCGACAGCCGAUGUUACUAAAAGGACUACCUUCCUACUCGUGGGAUCAUGACCGUGUUUAUUGGCAUGAGUCCCGCAUAUCGUCGACGCUGCGAGUUGGAAGUGGAGAAUUCCAUCCUCUGCUAGGAAUGAAAUGUCCAGAUGGCACUGAGAAGGAGCUCCGGUGGCGCAAUUAUCUCCAUCCGCGCGAGAUUCCCUGGCUCUCUCAUCACCAGGUACAAGGUCAGAUUGUCUUCCCUGCUGCAGGGUAUAUCUCAGCCGCGACCGAAUGCUUGGUUCAACAUUAUGGGCUGGAGUCCAUUCAACUCGUCGAUUUUCAGGAUGUCUUCAUCGGACAGGCUCUGGUGCUUGAGGAGAAUUCCGGUGUUGAGGUUCUGUUUACUCUCACUGUUACGGAUACAAGCAAGGAUUCCGUCAGAGCUUUGUAUAGCUGCUAUUCUGCUGGGAGCAAGGGAGUCUCAUCUAUGUCAUUGCAUGCCUCCGCGCAGGUUGAUAUCCUCCUUGGAGACCCUGAUCCUGAAGCCCUUCCCUCGUGCAAUGAGAGCCAACACUCCUUCUUGCAUCUUGAGGAGGAGCGAUUCUAUAACUUUGUAUCCGAGCUUGGAUUUGGUUACACUGGCCCAUUCCGCGCUCUAACUGGAUUGACACGGAAGAUGGAUGAAGCCACUGGACAGAUCAUUGUACCCGUCGAUGAAGAGUCUAAUGAGCCCUUGAUAAUUCACCCGGGCCCCUUGGAUGCUGCUAUUCAGUCAAUCAUGCUGGCCUAUUCUUUCCCUGGUGAUGGGCGCCUACGUACGCUUUACCUCCCGACGAAGAUUGACCGAAUUCGCAUCAACCCCUCUUCUUGUGUGAGCAUGGCUGGACCUGGCACACUUCUUCCCUUCUACGCAUCCGUUGCGGAUGCCCGGUUUGCAGAGCUUUCCGGUGAUGUUGACAUAUACUCUGCCGAUGGAAAGCACACCGUGGUUCAACUCCAGGGACUUCACACCACUCCUUUGUCACCACUCUCGUCUGCAACAGAUGUGCCAAUGUUCACAGAGAUGACUUGGCUUGCCGAGGAGCCAAGCGGGCGAGAAGGGGAUGUCAUUCGAAGUUGGUUGAUUGAAGAUUGUACUCAUUCAUUAGAUUUGGAACGCAUUGCCCACUUCUAUCUGAAGAAUCUUCAUAUGUCAAUCUCUGCCACCGAAAGGCCACAGGCCCAAUUGCACCAUUCUCAUCUCCUUGCAUAUGCUGGCCACUGUACUACCCUCGUCAAGUCUGGCGAUCACCCUUUUGCAAAGCAGGAAUGGGCAGAUGACACUAAUGGAAGCAUAUCAGAGAUACUGCAAAGAUUGCCCGACAGCAUUGACGCCGAGGUCAUGCGCUCUGUGGGAGAAAGCCUCCCGGCUAUUGUUUGUGGAGAGACCAACAUUCUUGACAUUCUAAUGCAGGACAAUAUGUUGAGUCGGUUCUAUAAUGGGACACUUGGAAUAAAGUCCUACUUGAACGAAAUGGGUCGCAUUGCUGGUCAAAUUGGCAACAGAUAUCCCCACGUCAAUGUUCUAGAAAUCGGCGCCGGUGCUGGCGAGGCAACCGAACCUAUUCUCCGCGAACUGGACACAGCCUUUUCCUCUUAUACCUACACAGACUUCUUGGAAAAUUCGCUGGAGAGUGCCAAAGACAAAUUUCAGCCACACCAGGCUAAAAUGGCAUUCAGAGUCUUGGAUAUAGAAAAGGAUGUCGUUGAACAAGGAUACGGAGAGGGGUCGUAUGAUCUAGUCAUUGCGUCUCUUGCCUUAUACGCUACUGAGAACCUUCAACGCACCUUGUCCAACAUCCGCCGUCUCCUGAAGCCAGGUGGAUAUUUGCUCACACUUGAAAUCACCGAUCCAAAUGUGAUGCGUUUUGGAGUUGUCCUGGCGGGCCUCCCUGGGUGGUGGCUAGGUCAUAAGGAGGGAAGAACCUUGUCACCAUUUGUAUCUCAUCAAAAGUGGAACGAGAUGAUGAAAGAUGCCGGCUUCUCCGGUAUUGAUGCCUCAAUUCUCCAUGACACAGAGCAGUUGGUACCUUUCUCAGUGAUGUUGACAAAGGCAGUUGACCAUCGUGUCAAAUUCUUGCGAGACCCUCUUGGGACGGGUCAUCAAAGGCUGGAUCUCCAAUCGUUGACAGUCAUUGGCGGUAAGACUUCUCACACGUCUGCCAUGGUGGCGGAUAUCAAGAACGCGGUUGGUUGGCACUUUGACAAGAUUCGGAGUUAUCCUGAGCUUUCGGAUAUUGGCCCUGACGAACUUCCAUUCAUGGGUACGGUCCUCAACUUGGCAGAGCUUGAUUCACCCGCAUUGUUUAACAUGAGCCCUGAAACUUUGAAGGGCUUUCAAGAACUUUUCAGACAGAGCAAGAAUGUUCUCUGGGUUGGACAUGGUGCCUUAGGCGAAAAUCCAGCGGGCAAUUUAUUCCGCGGCAUCCAACGGACUAUUGCCAUGGAAAUGCGUCAUUUGCGCAUGCAAUCACUCAAUUUCUCAUCAAUCGCUGACACUAAUCCUGGAUUGAUUGGAAAGAAGCUUCUCCAAUUCGUGGCUACUGACGUCUGGGACCAAAGCGACCAGCUAGGGGGGAUGCUUUGGUACACGGAACCUGAGUUGUCCUUCCAAGAUGGGAAGAUGCUCAUUCCCAGGCUUCGGUUGAGCUCUCAGCGAAAUGACAGAUACAAUUCGUCCAAGAGGCUUAUCGUUGAUGCCAUUGAUCGCGAUUCCUCUGCGGUUGCAAUUUCAAAGGCUGAGAAUUAUCACGUUCUGGAGACGAAGAUGUUGAACCCUCCACUGUUCGGUGACCGAAUCGAAGUGCAGGUAACGAGUUGCCUUCUGCGCUCUGUCUCGGUAUCUGAGACAGACUACAUGUUCCUAGUGACUGGCAAAGAACCUAAUGGCAAUGGGUAUCUGGUUAUGCUCGCUGAAAAUCUGGCCUCCCGGGUCUACGUGCCACCCUCAUGGAUCAUAACGCGUGGAGACUCAGAGGAUCAAGCCAUAAAGUCAUUACUCAGCCUUUAUGUUCAUGUUCUCGCACAGUCGAUGUUCAAAAAGAUGGCUCCAGGAACGGCGUUGGCUGUUUUGGAGCCAGAAUUUUCAUUCGCCGCAGCUCUGACGCAUCAUGCUCGCCAGGCAGGUGUGCAACUUGUCUUCUUCACGACAACGAGCAGUCCAUGUUCCUAUCCUUGGAUCCAUGUACAUCGCUACUCAACACGUCGAGAAUUAUCUAACAAGAUUCCUCGAAAUAUCACUCGACUUUUUAACGUCGGCGGCGGCGACGAGGUGGUGCUUUUAUUGAAGAGCAUAUUACCUGCGGAGUGCAAAUCUGAAAAUGAACAAAACAUGACACGAGACAUCUCAGAAGUAUCUUCGUCUGUCAAUGUGAAUCGAUUCGCUUCACAGAUGCAGAUGACUUGGACAAGGGAAGACCAGGACCACGUCCCUGUUAAUAUUAACAGGCUACCUCGGCUGAGUUUGCAGAACCUUAUUGAGACCCAGGGGAUUGUUCCCCAGUCUUUGAUUACCUUGGAUCACUCGAAGCUCCCAGCUCAAGUCAGACCCGCUACCAAAGUGGUCAAAUUCGCCAAGAAUAAAACGUACUGGUUGGUUGGGUUGACAGGUGGCCUAGGUCUCUCCCUGUGCCAAUGGAUGGCCAACCAGGGAGCGAAAUACAUUGCACUUUCUAGUCGGAACCCCAAAGUGGAUGAGACCUGGAUACUCCGAAUGGCCGCCAACGGCUGCACUGUCAGAGUCUUUGCGAAUGACAUCACAAAUCGUACUUCCGUUCAAAGCACUCACCGUCAAAUCGUUGAAUCAAUGCCUCCAAUCGGUGGAGUUGCGCAGGGGGCCAUGGUCCUACAAGACACAAUGUUCCUCGAUCUCGACCUUGCCCGUUUCAAUGCCGCGCUUCAGCCUAAGGUCCAGGGCAGUGUUAUGCUGGGCGAGCUGUUCUCGGAAGACUCCUUGGAUUUCAUGAUCUUUUUCUCGUCCAUGGCUGCUUUGACCGGAAACCCCGGUCAGGCAGCUUACAACGCGGCCAAUAUGUUCAUGGCCAGCCUGGCAGCUCAGCGUAAAAUACGUGGCUUAGCUGGCCAUGCCAUCAAUAUUGGGGCCAUUGUGGGCAACGGGUAUGUGACCAGAGAACUCAACAUGGGACAACAAUCAUAUCUCUACAAGGUCGGUCACAACUGGAUGUCUGAACAAGAUUUCCACGAGAUAUUUGCAGAGGGGGUUCUCUCAUGCAUGGAGCGGAAGGAGACGGCCGAUAUCUGCAGUGGUCUCCGCAUCGACGACGAUGAUUCCAAGGAAUGGGUAUCCAACCCCAUAUUCCAACACCUUGUGUUCAAAUCAAACACCCUGAUCGAGGAUGACAAGAAGGGCAAGACCAGCGUCAUGCUCAAGGCUCGGUUGUUAGAGGCAACGUCCAACAUUGAAGUGAUAGAGGCCUUGCAAGAUGCCUUUACCAUUAAACUUCAGUCAGCGCUUCAACUUGAUCCCGACAAGCCGAUCCUCGAUAUGAGUCCAGAUGAGCUUGGUGUUGAUUCGCUCAAUGCCGUUGACUUCCGCUCUUACUUCAUGAAGGAACUUGGUGUUGACGUAACUGUGUUGAAGAUUUUCAACGCUGGCUCGAUCCAAGAGUUGCUUGCUUUUGUUGCAAGCUGUCUCCCCUCACAUUUGGUACCAAAUGUGGCAGAGAGUGACAUGGGCAAGUCUCAAGAGUCGCAACCGCCCAGCCAAUCAACACCUUCCGAUCGUCCCUCAACUCUUCAAAGCCUUUUGAGUGACCCCGAGUCACAGGGGACUGAUGAGAUCAAGACGUUCCACUUGGAGUACAUUCCAUCUGUGAAUCGUGCAACCAGCACCUCAUCGGCAUCGAUUACUGCAGGAGACUCUAGUUCCGACCAGGACGAAGACACCUCUUCCCUGACCUCACUUGACAGUGAGUCUGACGCGCCCGAAAAGCAAAGAAUUGAGCGGACUGUCCCAAUGUCAUUUGGACAAUCGCGAUUCUGGUUCCUCCGGUCCCUCGUGCAAGAUCAGACCGCCUUCAAUGUCACUCCAACGUUUGAGCUGACGGGGAAGAUUAACGUCGACAGCUUGUCACAUGCGGUCGAACUUGUUGGCCAGCGCCAUGAAGCGCUUCGGACGUUCUUCUUCACUGAUGAAAAUAAGCGCCAUAUGCAAGGGAUUUGGGCGAAGGCAUCUCUGCACCUAGAGCACGUCUUUAUUACAGACGAGGCCGAGGUGAAUGUGGCCAAGCACAGAAUGAAAUCGCACAUUUUCAGUAUCGCCGAGGGCGAGGUUAUGCGCGUACAGCUGCUUACCUUGACACAGGGUCAUCAUUGGUUAUUAUUCGGCUUCCAUCAUAUCAACAUGGAUGGGUUCAGCUUUGAAAACCUGUGGUUGGAACUCAACGAGUCUUAUGAAGGCAUCGUCAAGUCGCCUCAUUCACUACAGUAUCCCGAUUUCACAACCAGACAACUACGCGAGUAUGAAGAAGGCAUCUGGAUGGAGGAUCUGGAAUAUUGGAGAAGCGAAUUUGCGGUUCUCCCAGAGCCAAUUCCAUUGCUGCCAUUCUCUCUUCAGCCAGCGCGGCCAACAAUCUCAAGCUAUGCUACUUAUCGUGCACAGAUCCGCCUAGGCGUAGAGCUUUCAAAUGAAGUUGAGAAGUGCUGUCGAAUGUUCAAAGUCACCCCGUUUCAUUUCCAUCUUGCCAUGUGGCAGAUUCUUCUCCAUCGUCACCUCAAUAUUCCAAGUCUUUGCAUCGGGCUUGCUGAUGGCAGUCGUGCUGAUGGCGAUAUCCUACAAAGCGUGGGAAUGUUCCUCAAUCUUCUUCCGAUGCGAUUCUCGCUGGACUCGUCUCAAUCCUUCGGAGAGGCCCUCAAAGAGGCGAAGCGGGUAUCACAAGAAGCCCUCGCCCAUUCUCGUGUUCCAUUCGAUGUUAUUCUGUCUGAGCUGAAUGUCCCCCGGUCUGCGUCACACAGCCCGCUGUUCCAGGCAUUUUACAAUUACCGUCCACGAACGGAGAUGUCCCGCCACUUCUGUGGCUGUCAAGCGGAAGGAACGCUUCUUACAACGGGAGAGACCUCUAAUGAUCUCCAUUUGGACGUGGUCAAUUUUUCAAACGGAGACACCCUUAUUAACCUUCUCGUUCAGCAAGAUCUCUAUAGUCUCGAACACGCUGAGAUUCUGCUUCGCAGCUAUGAAAAUCUUGUCCAGGCGUUCACCCGUAACCCUGCGACUAAAGUUUCAUGGCCGCCCUUGUUUUCGCAGACAGAUAUUGAAAAUGCGAUUGAAACAGGUAGAGAAGGACCGGAAGUCCAAACCCCAUGGUCAUCCACCUUGGUUCAUCGCAUAGAUGAUAUAAUGGAGCUCUACCCAACCCAUGUUGCCAUGAGAGAACCCAAUGGAAUGCAACUAACUUACUCACAACUGCAAGAACGGGUCGCCACAAUUUCCAACAAGCUGCUUGGCAGCGGUGUUGCCCCUGGGACCCGCGUUAGUGUCUUCCAAGCGCCUAGUAUCAACUGGAUUUGCUCGUUGCUCGCUAUCUGGCGUAUUGGCGCUGUAUAUCUUCCACUGGAUAAGAAAGUUGGGAUACAGCGAUUGUCCCUGAUGGUUGCUGAAUCACGGCCUGCUGUCAUUCUGACAGACUCAACAACCACCUCUGACUUUGUUCGGUUUCACAGCUCAGCUGAAGGGCAUAAUAUCGGCGAUCUGGCUACGUCAUCUGAGCCUCUUCCUCCAAACGUGGCGUCACCCAGCCAGACUGCAAUCAUCAUCUACACCAGUGGCUCAACUGGUGUCCCGAAAGGAAUUUCCCUGAGUCAUUCCUCGCACCUGCACCAGAUACAAGCAUCAAGUCAAACUUGGAGUUUUCCACUAGGCAUGGAAACUGUGCUUCACCAGUCUUCUUAUGCGUGGGACAUGUCUAUGUAUCAGAUUCUGUUAUCUCUAUGCAACGCUGCAACACUGAUAAUUGCUCCAAACUCGACACGUGGUGAUCCUGUCGCGAUAACGGAUCUCAUUGAGUCCGAAAAAGUGACGACGGUCCUUGCAACACCAACAGAAUACCUUGCCUGGCUACGAGACGGUCAAGCGUCAUUGCAACGAUCUUCACUCGCUCUCGCAAUAUCUGGGGGCGAGCCUUUAACGACUGGUCUUUUGAAGGGGUUCCAAUGUCUUGCCAAACCGGACCUAAGGCUUUUCAAUGUCUACGGUCCAGCUGAAGUAACGAUUGCUUGCAGUACGGAAGAAAUUCCGUAUACUAAACUGAACUCAGACUCCCUGGAUUCUUGCCUUGGUCUUUCCACUCUCCCAAAUUACUCUGUCUGCAUCGUUGAUGAAGACAUGCAGCCGCUUCCGAUUGGUAUACCAGGAGAAGUAGUCAUUGGAGGAGCCGGCAUCGCAGAAGGAUAUCUUGAUCCUAAACUGACAAAGGAUAGCUUUUUGCCUGAUCGAUACGCAAACCCUUACUUCAAGAGCCAGGGUUGGACCAAAGUUCAUCGAACGGGAGAUCGAGGACGGCUCACCCAAGAUGGCCGUCUAACACUACUAGGUCGCAUCAAGGGUGACAAUCAAAUUAAACUUGGUGGAAUUCGCAUCAACGUCGAAGAGAUAGAGGCAAGCAUUGUCCAGAGCUCUGGAGGUGCUAUCUCACAGGCCAUCGUUUCUCUUCGUUCAGGGUCUAAGAAUCACGACGGUGGAUCGUUCCUUGUUGCCUUUGUCAUUCUCGCCAAUACUGAGAACUCUGAAGCUGAAUCUCGACUAUUGAGAAAUUUACCAGCCAGCUUGCCCCUACCUCAGUAUAUGCGCCCUGCAAUGGUCGUUCCGCUUGCCGCUUUCCCACAAAAUACCUCUGGCAAAGUUGACAGGCUGGCUGUCAGCAAAAUUCCGAUCUCACAGCCCGUUCCCCAGGUUCUCACCAAUGGAGCUCUCACCCCUAUGGAGGAAUCUUUGCGUACUCUAUGGCAGGAAGUCAUCUCACAAGACAUAGUUGGCUUACACUCUCUCGACUCACAUGCCGACUUUUUCCAUGUUGGUGGCAGCUCGCUAUCUCUGGUCGACCUUCAAGCGCAUGUGAAAGAUCGAUUUGGUGUCUCUGUCCCCUUACAUCAGCUGUUUGAAGCAAGCACUUUACAAGGCAUGGCAUCCCGCAUUCAGAAAAUUUUUUCUGAGCAAUCCUCCUCGUCAGUGGACUGGGAGGAAGAGCUUGAGGCUCUUCUUGCUGAAGUUCCAAUCAUUCCAGAUGCCGAUGUGCCAGAUAGACCUUCCGGGACUGGUGUCGUGGUCCUGACAGGAGCAACCGGCUUCAUUGGCAAAGAAAUUCUCCGUCAGCUCGUGACCGAUGACCGAUUUCAUGUCAUCUACUGUCUGGCAGUUAGAAAACCAUUGACUCAACUCCCCGCCAUUUUCGCCAAUCGCAAAGUUCACGUUCAUCACGGUAACUUGGGCUCCCCUCGGCUGGGCUUAUCAGAUAAUGAUGCAUCCUCAAUCUUCCAAUCAGCAGACAUCGUGAUUCACAAUGGGGCUGAUGUCUCUUUCAUGAAGAGCUAUCAAUCACUAAAGCUGACGAAUGUCGCUUCAACAGCGGAACUGGUCAAACUUGCCUUGCCGCGGCGGAUUCCGUUCCACUUCAUCUCUACUGCGAGUGUGACUCGAUUCGCAGGCACUGAUUCCUUUGGAGAGGUUUCUGUGGCUUCUUUCCCACCUCCUGUUAUCCCACAAGAUGGUUAUGCGACGGGCAAAUGGGUGUGCGAGGUGUUCCUGGAGCGUGUCAGUCAAUCAUGGGGUCUGCCAGUGUGGAAUCAUCGUCCUUCGAGCGUGACAGGUUCUGAUGCCCCAGAGCUAGAUCUCAUGAGCAACGUUCUUCGGUAUUGUCAGACUACCAAGAAGAUCCCAGCUUCUGAAGCGUGGAGCGGUGUCUUUGAUUUUAUCUCAGUGGAGUCAGCGGCGGCGCAGAUUAUCGAUGGUGUCCGUCUCUCCGGUACUGCACCUUCCACAGAUGGGGGAGUGAGGUUUGUCUAUGAGUCUGGUGAGAUUCAAGUCGGGCAACACGAGGUACAAUCGAUGAUGGAAUCGGGUGCUGGGGAGCAAUUUGAAACGGUUUCUUUGAUGGAGUGGGUUGACGCUGCUGAGGCAGCAGGUAUGAAUGCCCUUCUAGGAGUGUAUUUGCGCCAAGCUGCGGAUGGCCAGAUUCUUCUUCCCAGGCUGGUCAAAGGUAGUGGAGAGCAUCUCUGGACUGGGGCUAGAUAA